AUGCCUAACGAGAGACGCUCUCGAGAACCCUCGCCUGACUUGCCCCCCUCUGGUGGAUUAUCCGACGACGGCGACGACGGUGCUCCCAGCUCUCCCCACGACGGAGCACCAGCCCCCAAACCGCGUCAUCGACCACGAGGGUCCCUCCCGUAUAACAACUGCCCAGGACACUCGCUCACCGAGUCCAUCCGGAAUCCCUUCUAUAUAGCUCUGCUAAGUGGUGAGAUAUCUGGUAUGCCGCUCCAGGGUAAGCCAGUGGAAGAGGACACGGAGGAGAGGGAGGGGGAGGAGAGGGAGGGGGAGGAGAGGGAGGGGGAGGAGAGGGAGGGGGAGGAGAGGGAGGGGGAGGAGAGGGAGGGGGAGGAGAGGCAGGGGGAGGAGAGGGAUAUGAGAGGGAAGGCGAGUGAGACGAAAGGGAGUGGGGGGAGAUGA
Molecule: messenger RNA, 432 nt
Organism: Annulohypoxylon truncatum
Lineage: Eukaryota; Fungi; Ascomycota; Sordariomycetes; Xylariales; Hypoxylaceae
Exons: 1
Coding region: 1-432 (143 amino acids)
Source: RefSeq, a predicted model, not a curated record